Molecule: messenger RNA, 2390 nt
Organism: Drosophila virilis
Lineage: Eukaryota; Metazoa; Arthropoda; Insecta; Diptera; Drosophilidae
Gene: AP-1mu
Product: adaptor protein complex 1, mu subunit
Biological process (GO): intracellular protein transport; vesicle-mediated transport
Cellular component (GO): clathrin adaptor complex; clathrin-coated vesicle
Molecular function (GO): clathrin-cargo adaptor activity
Source: RefSeq, a predicted model, not a curated record
AUUUAUAUACUUUUGUACUCGUUGCUAAAAUGACAGUGUUGGAAAAUGUUAUAAUGGUGAACGCGAAUCAGCGGAUAAAGAAGAAGAUCCAGUCGACGACGCUCCUAAACACAAGAGUUUGACAGUCAUCGUUUUGGGGCAACAAGAACAAGUGGCAGCUGGAAGAUUUUUGACAAAAAAAAAAACCACUGAAAGAAAAAAGAGGAAACAUGUCUUCAUCAGCCAUAUUUGUGCUGGACGUUAAGGGCAAGGUGUUGAUAUCCCGUAAUUAUCGCGGCGACAACAUUGACAUGGCUGUAAUCGAUAAAUUCAUGCCACUGCUCAUGGAACGCGAAGAGGAAGGUCUCGUCACGCCCAUUCUGCAGACUUCAGAGACCACUUUUGCCUAUAUAAAGACAAAUAAUUUGUAUAUUGUGUCUACGACGCCACGUAAUAAGAAUGUGAAUAUUGCCCUGGUCUUUGUAUUUCUGCACAAAAUCGCACAGGUGUUUGUGGAGUAUUUCAAGGAGCUGGAGGAGGAAUCCAUCCGAGAUAAUUUCGUUAUCAUAUACGAGUUGCUCGACGAGCUCAUUGACUUUGGCUAUCCACAAACGACGGACUCCAAAAUACUGCAGGAGUAUAUCACGCAAGAGGGUCACAAAUUAGAGCUGCAACCGCGCAUACCCGUAGCUGUAACAAAUGCCGUCUCCUGGCGCUCAGAGGGCAUCAAAUAUCGCAAAAAUGAGGUUUUCCUUGAUGUCAUCGAGUCGGUCAAUCUGCUUGCCAAUGCCAAUGGCAAUGUGCUGCGCAGCGAAAUCGUUGGCGCCAUUAAAAUGCGCGUCUAUUUGUCUGGCAUGCCAGAGCUGCGUUUGGGCCUCAACGAUAAGGUGCUCUUCGAGAGCACUGGGCGUGGCAAAUCCAAGUCCGUGGAGCUGGAGGAUGUCAAAUUUCAUCAGUGUGUGCGACUGUCGCGAUUCGAAAAUGAUCGCACAAUCUCGUUUAUACCACCGGAUGGCGAAUUCGAGCUGAUGUCCUAUCGCCUCAACACGCAUGUCAAGCCACUGAUCUGGAUUGAAUCGGUAAUUGAGCGGCAUGCACACUCGCGCGUCGAGUACAUGAUUAAGGCAAAAUCUCAAUUCAAGCGCAGAUCAACGGCCAAUAAUGUGGAAAUUGUUAUACCCGUGCCCGCAGAUGCGGAUUCACCCAAAUUCAAAACAACCAUUGGCAGCUGCAAAUAUGCUCCGGAGCAAAAUGCCAUCAUAUGGACAAUCAAAUCGUUCCCAGGCGGCAAGGAGUAUUUAAUGCGUGCACACUUUGGCCUGCCCAGCGUGGAGAGCGAGGACAACACCGAAGGCAAGCCACCGAUACAGGUGCGCUUCGAGAUACCCUAUUUCACGACGUCGGGCAUACAGGUGCGCUAUCUGAAGAUCAUUGAGAAGAGCGGCUACCAGGCAUUGCCCUGGGUCCGUUAUAUCACCCAAAACGGCGAUUAUCAGCUGCGUACCAACUAAUCCCUGUCCACACACACACACACAAACGCGCGCAUUCCAGCCAAGCUUAAGCGAAAAACCUUGUUGUGUCCAAUUUGAGUUAGGAGUAUGUUAAUUAGCUGCCUCACCUUCACAUAGUGCGUUAAGUCGAAAGCAUAUUGAAAAGGGUGUUCCCGCAAGCGCCCAGCUUUUCCAGCUGAUUAGUAAAUCGAUUUUUCAGCGUUUAAUAUCAAACUUUUUAAACAUUUUGUUAAGCUUUAAAUUUGGUCAAAUAUUAGCCGGCCUAGGCUGUACUUACUAAAACUUCAACAAAUUAGCCAUAUUUUGAAUUUAAACUUGCGAAGAAAUAUAUAAUUUGUUAUAGGUUUUAAAAAUUCAAAAUGUGGUAAAAUAAAUGUAAUGUGGCUGAAAACAACUAAAGUCAACGCCCGCACACACCUUUUAAAAUUAUCUUUUAAAAACUUGACAUUGAUUAUAUAAAUAAAAAAAUUUAGAAAAUCUUUUUUUUGAGACAUAGUUUCUACAAGUUGCAUCGAUUUUAAACACUUCAAUAUAGAUUUUAUGAAACGCCCUUUGUAAUAUUGUUACAUUUGUUGAUAAAUUUAGCUAUUGUUGCAUACCGCAAAAAAAAAAACUUAACGUAACGAUCUGAGUUCAUUUCUGCACAACUUUGUUCAAUAAAUUUCAGCUUAGACGUUUGCCGGAAUACCCUUAACUAUUAUUACAGAUGUAUUGUGUUAUUUUUGCGUAUUGUAUUUGUAUUUUAUAUGUAAAUCAAGCUAAUAAAUUUUUGAAAAACAUUUUUCAAAUGUACUUAAGGCUAAGCUCGAGUAAAUAUGUGUUUUCGAAAAAUGUACGACUAUAAAAGCCCAGAAAAUGUAUAUUAUAACGGUUUUGCAUGGCAUGCCUCUUAAUAAAAAA